Messenger RNA from Elgaria multicarinata webbii, 3433 nucleotides. RefSeq lists its product as uncharacterized. The transcript is spliced from 3 exons. Gene Ontology annotation, biological process: protein desumoylation; proteolysis. Gene Ontology annotation, molecular function: DNA binding; zinc ion binding; deSUMOylase activity. The record is from RefSeq and is a predicted model, not a curated record. Lineage: Eukaryota; Metazoa; Chordata; Lepidosauria; Squamata; Anguidae. Gene Ontology annotation, cellular component: nucleus. Bases 181 to 3309 code for a protein of 1042 amino acids.
UCCCCCUCGUCCAAUGGGAGAGAGGAGCAGCCAAACUUUCCGUACCUGGGGACUACGAGGUGCGCGACGGGACCGGACUGGACCCUGGAGGAGAGUUUAGGUGUGCGAGGAGACGAACUCACCGAUAACUGCAUUCUUCGGAAAUUUCUUGAACAGGCUUCAAAAAUUCGACAGGGAAAAAUGUCCAAGACUCUUUUAUACUGUAGAAGAGGUGUUCCAUUUACGGUGGAAGAGGUCCAUGAUAUUUUAACCCAUCCCGAAUAUGAGAAAACGAUUACUGAUCCACCCUGCAAGCCUUGUGGGGGUGACGUCUUCCUUUAUUCUUUCAAGGACUCUCCUCAGAGGAGGAAUGAUUGGCGGUCUGAUGAAUAUUCUUGGAUCAGUAAUGGCGUCCGACUUUGGCCCAAAAAGGAUCCCAAAGUGAAGAAGAUAUAUCACAAAAUCAAAAGGGCACAAGGAACUAGACACUUCGUUCGACACUCUUAUACACUUCUGGAUGGGACUUGUGAAUUGGUUCUUUUACACUAUUUAGGAAACGAGAAGGAAUUCCAGGCGCUUCCCUUUGGAAACAGGAAGGAAAACUUAGGAGGAAUGCACACACGUUCAGGAAGAAAAGUGAUCUUGGAUGCAAAUCCUGAACCUCCCCAAAUUAACGAAGACUUUUGCAGUGAGCCCUUAAGUGACUCAACCGAUACACCUGUAUCUCAUCCCCAAAACUUAGAGCAGAGAAGAAAUGAACUUAAAAUAGAAAGACAAUGCAAACGAAUCAGCCAUGAUGAUUUGUUCAAUGUCUAUGAACUCUCUCAAGUCCUGGAUGGUUUCAUCCAUGAGUAUACAAUAAUACCUUUAGUGCUUCUUGUAAUGGGCCUACAGGACGUUCUCUCUGAAAUUAAUGAAAUAAUACAAUUAAAUCCGGAUUUUCCAAUCCUUUUUUCAUACACCGAAACUUUUGAGGUGGGCGACUUCUACUUGUCUACUUUAUUGUUUAAAAAUGUGCUUUUCAGUGAAUCGCCAUUACUUCCCGUCAUGUUUAUGGUAUGUGAUAGUAACACGGAGGACAGCCAUGAGAGGCUUUUUGUGCGCCUUUUAGAACAAUGCCCUUCGAUUGAUUCAGAAAACGUGGUGAUAGCAACCGACGGAGAAAAAGGAAUCAAAAACGCGUUAGAUGGUGUUUUGCCGCAUUGCCGCAGAGUGAUGUGUUGGAAUCGCCUCCGUCAGAACGUCAAGUGCUGGCUGAAAAAACAUGGCACCAGUUCAGGGAAGACCAAGAGGUACCUUGCAGAUAUUUCAAACCUUCUAAGGUCAAGUUCAGAGCAGGACUAUACCUCCAAAGUGCAGUCGCUUGGCAGAAAAUGGAGCAAAGCGUUCUUUGAUUACUUCAGAGAGGAACUGCACCAGACGAUAACUGUAAACGCUGGGUCCUGGGUUCUAAAAGAUAUGAACAUACAUCAUGAAAAAGGUGGUAUCACCGCAAAUAUGCCGCCAAGUUUUCACGCCGCUCUCAAAAGAAUUUCGGGAUGGGAGGAGACGUCCUUGGAGGUGAUAGUGCUGUCCUUGUACGCCAUGCAGUAUUUUUACUGGUCGGAAACCUUGCAUGGGUUAUGCAAUACAGGAAACUUGCAUUUGCUCCCGCAAUUCAUCAAGCAUUCAAGAUCACCAGAAUUUACAGUCUUUCCACGUAUGGCUUGCGAUCCUUUGCAAAUCAUGCACCUUUUGCAAAAGGGAGAAUUUCCAGAGCCGAGGACCGAGGAGAAAGGCAGGAAGUCCCCUUCAGCUUCUCGUGAACUACGGGCGGAUUUUGCUGCACAGAACACCUUAGUCACGCUUUGUCCGCAGCUUGGUGCAUUUUUGGUAAGGGGAACAAAAGAACGGAGUUAUAUAGUUCACCUUUUCCCAAAAGAGAGCUGUACCUGCCCAUCGUCCAGGACUUGCUGUCACAUUAGAGCUGCAAGGAAAGCUAUUGGUCUACCGCCUGUCCCUCGUAAGCGUCACAGGCUGCAGUUUGCACAGCUAAAACAACGUAAAAGGCAGAAGUUAAGAUCUGGCAGAAAGUUUCCUAGAACAAAGGAGAAUGUCGCUGGAGUUCCAGCAUCUGAUUCAGUUCUGUUAGCUGUCGGGACUGACUUGUUAGAACAAGAAAACUUGCAUGUGGUGAUGGAUGUGGGCGAUGAACAACCGCAGUCCCCGCUAAAAUGUUCUGAGAAAGGGUGUACGGAGGCUGAUAACGAGGUCUUUAGCAGGAGCCCUGUGACCUUGCCACAUAACAAAACGCGUCUGAGCAAAUCACAUAGCUGCCCGUCAGACCCGUGGUAUAAUUGUACCUUCCCCACACUUGUCCUACAAGAGAGAGGGCUGGUUGGUUCUGUGGCAAAUAUCUAUGUUUAUGAUUAUGACCUAGAAACCCUAAAGGGAUCCAACUGGGUGAACGAUCGCAUCAUUGACGCAUUUCUGGCCUCCAGAAUGAUCUUGGCCGAAGAACUGGGACAUGGCAGAACUGUCUUCAUGCUCAGUUGCCACUUCAUGCAGACCUUAAUGUGUGAAAGUCUGUCGGUACAAACCAUGCAAUUCUGCAUGAAAUAUGGAGUGCUGCAGAAGGACGUCCUCAUCAUUCCAGUAAAUGACCAACGCGUCCACUGGAUAUUGAUCGUUAUAAUUUUAAAAACGAAGACCAUGCUGUACCUGGAUUCCAAACACGGGCUUGAUCGCACCAUCAUCACGGCCAUAACAUCCUUUUUAGGGCAUCUCUAUGAGCUGGAUUCCGGAAAACCCUAUACUUUUGAGGACUGGUCAUUUUUUGCACCGACUGAUAUACCGAGGCAAGACAAUUCCACUGACUGUGGGCCUUUCACAUGUGCUAUCGCACAUCUGGUCACAUCUGGUGUCCAAUUACAGUUCAACCAAAGCGACAUGGCUUUCAUUAGGCCCUGGAUUGCAAGAGAAAUAGUUCAAUACAGCGGGAAAACCUAUCUUGAAAAGGAAGAGGGGUACAUCCCACUGGAAAUAGUUGACGCUACUUUCAAGAAACAAGCAAUGUUCCAAAAGAGUGACAUCCAUGUCUCAAGAUCUUGUCCCCCUGGUUCUGAGAACACACUUACGUAUUGCUCAAAGAUUUUGCCGUCCUUGUUGGAGGGCUGUCGGUCACGCUGUUUUAUGAAGGACUGUUGUAUGAGGCCCAGCCAGAACUUGACCGUAGUAUACUGUAGCAAAUCUUGCAAGGGCUGGUACCACUGCAUCUGCUUAGGAAUUGAUUCCGAAGACAUCCCCCGAGCUUUUGUGUGCCAGAAUUGCCAAUCCGCUUUCAGCAAAUAAGCUACAAUGGAAUUGGAAGAUUAUUCCCCAGGAGAGCUACAGAGGAUUGUAGGACGACCUACAGAGAAGAAAGACUUGUUUGUGUGUUUGGAUGUUGAGGAUAAUAAAAGAAAAUUUAAUGGCA